This is a messenger RNA of Paramecium tetraurelia, 1250 nucleotides long. RefSeq lists its product as uncharacterized. The record is from RefSeq and is a predicted model, not a curated record. NCBI's taxonomy places the organism in Eukaryota, Ciliophora, Oligohymenophorea, Peniculida, Parameciidae. The transcript is spliced from 3 exons.
AUGAUACAAGCAGAUUAUAAUCACCUGUCCUAUGUUGAAAUGGUCCAACAAUAGGCUGUAAUUGAAGAAGUAAAAUAUCCCACAUUAGAUCCAAUCGUUUCUAGUAAUGAACAAGGUGUAAAGAAUGAUGAAUAGGUUGAGCAUUCAGCACCUCUUAAUGAAUCAUAGAACAGAGCCCGUUUCUUAACCAGAUACUAUUUUUACUCAAUUCUACAAUACAUAGGAGUUUUAUCCUUGUUUUUAUUGACACAGGAUUUCAGAUUUGUUGAAGUUCUGUGUAUUGUGGAAUAUAGUCCAUUGGAUUAAGAUCGAUAUUUUUAUUAUUCCUCGGAGGAAUACAGAAAUGGAGAGGACUAUAGGAAGCUAUUCGGGAGAUACGAUUCUUUGUCAAAAUACUCAUUCAGGUGGACAUUCUAUGCUUCUCUAGCAUUAACUAUUAUAAUAACACUAAUUAUAGUUAUUGGAAGAUCUUCUCAAAGAAUUACAAGGUAUUAAAAAUGUCUGUACAUUGUUUACAACAUUUUGAUUGCCUUAGAUUUGGGAGGAUUUGCAUGCAUUUCGAAAGGGUCAUGGAGAAAUGAUGCUAAAAUAAUGUAUACAAAAAUUGUGUGUGGUGCUCUAAUUGGGAAUGCUUUCCUAUAAAUCAUGCUGGUUAGGUUGAACAAAUCGCACAGUUAUGGAAAACUACCCAUCAUUUUAAUUUGUCUACUGUCCACAAUCAACAAUCUUCUAUUUGCAUUUGGCUUCAGUUACAAUAUACCAAUUCUAGCUUUUGAAGUUUUAUCAGCUUAUGGAAUAUACUAUUUCAAUCAAUUGAACAAAUCAUUAUUAAAAAGUCCAAAAGAUUUACCGAAGACAUUCAACAUUUUGGAAUAUAUCAACAAAUAAUGCUCAAAACCUGUGGCAAAACUCCCAGAUCAGAUAAGUGCUAAUUUGGCAUAGGUGAAGAACGAUAAUUUUAUCAUCAACAAGAGAUUAUUUUUGGUUUAUUCAGUAAUUUUUGGUUAUUUGAUUUUGCUGAUCAUUUUGGGUUUUAUUAACACUGGAGUUUGCAUCUUUAUAUCAGUAUUGACCCUGAUGUCUUUGUUUGAUACAUAGGUGGCUUCAUAGAGUCUUAAGGAUGAGGAUGUAUUCAUGGCAGUCUGUAUGACAUAUGUUGACUUCUUUAGUCCAAUCAAAAACUUCAUCAGGUCGAUGAGAUAAUGAUAAUCAUUAAACAUUAUAAAUAUUAUAAAUAUUAUAAAUAUUGA